Molecule: messenger RNA, 436 nt
Organism: Moneuplotes crassus
Lineage: Eukaryota; Ciliophora; Spirotrichea; Euplotida; Euplotidae
Source: the annotation of a GenBank genome assembly
UAAAUAUCAAAACACCUAAGAUGGGUUCCUGAUGCUCACACCACAAAGAAGACGAAGAAAUAGCCGAUUUGACUGCAGCCUUAUCAAGCAACAAGAAUUUAUCCAAAGAGUUUAAGAACGACCUUGUUGCGGGCUUGAAGUAAGGAACAUAGGGAAGAGAUGGAGAGAAGAGAGAAGAUGUCCAAGGUGCUAAGGGAACAGCUGGAGAACGAGGAUAAGGAAGUCCAGGAGUUGUUUGGAUUUGGUGUAGAGGGAAAGGAAGAUAAGACUAAGGAGACUGAGGAGCAGAAGAAGGAGAAGGAAAAGAUGAGAGUCAAGUUUUUAGAGGAAUUUGGAGCUAUGGCUGAAGAGUUUGAGAAGCUAACGAAAUAAGUGAUAAGCAUGGUUUUUUAAUUUAAUUGAAUAAUUUUGAGAGCCCUGACUUGAAAAUUCAGUU